CCCGGGGACAGCCCUGCCUUAGGCGAAUUUGUCCUCGCGAACUGGCCCCGGGCCUGCCGAGGGAGGGGCGGGGAGACACCAUGAGUAAGAGAUAGUCAAAGCCUUGCAGGAGAGAUAAGGGAGAGUCAGGGAAGCGGGUUAGGAGCCGGGGAGAAAAACGGAGGAGGGACGAGGGCGGAGGGAGAGGCGGGGAAGAGUGCUCUUCCUGGUUGGGCCCAGUCCUGAGCUGUUACACGGGAAGUCAGCGGAGGGGACAUCAGUGACGCCCCAACCUCCCCUCCCCUAGACCCACCUGGCCCACAGGAUGGCGGAGGAGUUCAUCACGCCCGUUUACUGCACCGGGGUGUCAGCCCAAGUGCAGAAGCAACGGGCCAAGGAUCUAGGCCUGGGGCGCCACGAGAACGCCAUCAAGUACCUGGGCCAGGAUUAUGAGCAGCUUCGGGCUCGAUGCCUACAGAGUGGAACCCUCUUCCGAGAUGACGCCUUUCCUGCUGUGCCCCAAAGCCUGGGCUAUAAAGAGCUCGGUCCCAAUUCCUCCAAGACCUAUGGCAUCAAGUGGAAGCGCCCAAUGGAGCUGUUGUCAAACCCCCAGUUCAUCGUGGAUGGAGCCACACGCACAGACAUCUGCCAGGGAGCACUAGGGGACUGCUGGCUUUUGGCUGCCAUUGCCUCCCUCACUCUGAAUGAUACCCUUCUUCACCGAGUGGUUCCCCAUGGCCAGAGCUUCCAGGAUGGCUAUGUUGGCAUCUUCCACUUUCAGCUGUGGCAGUUUGGGGAAUGGGUGGAUGUGGUUGUGGAUGACCUGCUGCCCACCAAGGACGGGAAGCUGGUGUUUGUGCAUUCUGCCGAAGGCACUGAGUUCUGGAGUGCUCUGCUUGAGAAGGCCUAUGCCAAGGUGAAUGGCAGCUACGAGGCCCUGUCAGGAGGCAGCACCUCGGAAGGCUUUGAGGACUUCACAGGUGGAGUCACCGAGUGGUAUGAGCUUCGCAAGGCACCCAGUGACCUCUACCAAAUCAUCCUCAAGGCGCUGGAGCGGGGCUCCCUGCUGGGCUGCUCCAUUGACAUCUCCAGCGUCUUGGACAUGGAGGCAGUCACUUUCAAGAAGUUGGUGAAGGGCCAUGCGUACUCUGUGACUGGGGCCAAGCAGGUGAACUACCAGGGACAGAUGGUGAACCUGAUCCGGAUGCGGAAUCCCUGGGGGGAGGUGGAGUGGACAGGUGCCUGGAGUGACAGCUCUUCCGAGUGGAACUACGUGGACCCAUACGCACGGGAGCAGCUGCGGGUGAAGAUGGAAGACGGAGAGUUCUGGAUGUCCUUCCGGGACUUCUUGCGCGAGUUCACCCGCCUGGAGAUCUGCAACCUGACGCCCGACGCACUUAAGAGCCGGACUCUCCGCAACUGGAACACCACGCUGUAUGAGGGCACCUGGCGGCGAGGGAGCACCGCGGGUGGCUGCCGCAACUACCCGGCCACCUUCUGGGUGAACCCCCAGUUCAAGAUCCGGUUGGAGGAAGUAGAUGACGAAGAUGACUUCGGGAGUCGGGAGUCUGGCUGCAGCUUUGUGCUCGCUCUCAUGCAGAAGCACCGUCGCCGCGAGCGCCGCUACGGCCGCGACAUGGAAACCAUCGGCUUCGCGGUGUACGAGCUCCCUCGAGAGCUGGAGGGCCAGCCAGCUGUGCACUUGAAACGUGACUUCUUCCUGGCCAACUCGUCCCGGGCACGCUCAGAACAGUUCAUCAACCUGCGGGAGGUCAGCACCCGCUUCCGCCUGCCACCUGGGGAGUAUGUGGUGGUGCCAUCCACCUUCGAGCCCAACAAGGAGGGUGAUUUCGUGCUUCGAUUCUUCUCAGAGAAGAGCGCUGGCACCCAGGAGCUGGAUGACCAGGUCCAGGCCAACCUCCCAGACGAGCAAGUGCUCUCAGAAGAAGAGAUCGAUGAGACCUUCAAAGCCCUCUUCAGGCAGCUGGCAGGAGAGGACCUGGAGAUUAGCGUCAGGGAGCUACAGACUAUCCUGAACAGGAUCAUCAGCAAACACAAAGACCUGCGGACCAAAGGCUUCAGCCUGGAGUCGUGCCGCAGCAUGGUGAACCUCAUGGACCGUGAUGGCAAUGGGAAGCUGGGCCUAGUAGAAUUCAACAUCCUGUGGAACCGAAUCCGGAAUUAUCUGGCCAUCUUCCGAAAGUUUGACCUGGAUAAGUCAGGCAGCAUGAGUGCCUAUGAGAUGCGGAUGGCCAUUGAGUCUGCAGGCUUCAAGCUCAACAAGAAGCUGUAUGAGCUCAUUAUCACCCGGUACUCCGAACCUGACCUGGCCGUCGACUUUGACAACUUUGUGUGCUGCCUGGUGCGGCUGGAAACCAUGUUCCGGUUCUUUAAAACUCUGGAUACGGAUCUGGAUGGAGUAGUCACCUUCGACCUGUUAAAGUGGUUACAGCUGACCAUGUUUGCAUGAAGAGGAGGCUUGGUGCUCCCUGCUGCUCCUCUCCUUUCCUCGGCUUCCUGCCAGGCUACGCCAGCUGCAAGUGCCUUCCUGGGAGCAGGAAGGCACCCUUAUCCUCCUGUCCCUUCUCCCAGCCACCACUGUUCACUUUCUCUGGGCGAAGCUGUGGGGUCUUCCCUGUCCCCUGCCCCACCCCCCAUUGCCAAGCCUGAAAGGCAGCUUUGCCCUUAUUCCUGCCUCAGGGCAGGCUGAAGCCCCCGAAGCCAGCAUCCUGAUGUGACCCUUCCCCUUACUCCAGAAGCUGCCCCACCUGGAGUCACCUGCAUACUUUAUAACCACUAGCUGCACAGUCUGCAGUCAGGGUGCACAGUCUGCCAUCCACGCGUGUGAGCCCUUCCCCCCGGAGAGUCCCCCGGGGCCAGGAUCACCUGUGCCUUCCUGGGCAGAAGCCAAAGCCCCCUCCCUGUCCUGCAGCCCAUCUCUGUAGCCCUGCAUGCCUGCCAGGUGCUGCCCACCUGGGGGUGGUUGGGCCUUCCUUGCUCCUCUCCUUUUUUAUAUUGGUGACUUUAAUGGGGACUCUUCAGGAACUGGUUAUGGGGUACCAGAGGCACUGAGUGUGAGGCGGGAAGAUCCCGUGUUUCUUUGCAGAGGAACCCUACAAAAUAAAGGAAAAAGCCCCA
Messenger RNA from Octodon degus (degu), 3117 nucleotides. It is a transcript of the gene Capn1, whose product is annotated as calpain 1. Gene Ontology annotation, molecular function: calcium-dependent cysteine-type endopeptidase activity; calcium ion binding. Lineage: Eukaryota; Metazoa; Chordata; Mammalia; Rodentia; Octodontidae. Gene Ontology annotation, biological process: proteolysis. The coding region runs from base 305 to 2449 and encodes 714 amino acids. Gene Ontology annotation, cellular component: cytoplasm. The record is from RefSeq and is a predicted model, not a curated record. The transcript is spliced from 22 exons.